AGCCACAGAACCAGCAUCAUGGCGACGCUAAUCCGCAGCAAGAUCUCCAAUGUGGCCACCUCGGUUUCCAACAAGUCCCAGGCGAAAGUCAGCGGCAUGUUCGCCCGCAUGGGCUUUCAGGCGGCGACGGACGAAGAAGCGGUGGGCUUCGCUCAUUGCGACGACCUCGACUUCGAGCACAGGCAAGGGCUGCAAAUGGACAUCUUGAAAUCCGAGGGCAGCGAGGAAGGAGGCGAGCCGCCCUUGGAAGGGGACAUCCACUACCAGAGAGACGGCACAGGGCCCCUGCCCCCUUCGGCCUCCAAGGACGAGGGAGUGUGCUCUGAGCUGUCCGGCCAAGGAAAGCCCAGGAUCACCGCCUGGGAAGCCGGAUGGAAUGUCACCAACGCCAUCCAGGGGAUGUUUGUUCUCGGCCUGCCCUAUGCUAUUCUUCAUGGUGGAUACCUAGGACUCUUUCUAAUUAUCUUUGCAGCAGUGGUUUGCUGUUACACUGGAAAAAUCCUUAUUGCCUGUCUUUAUGAAGAGAAUGAAGACGGGGAGACAGUCAGGGUGAGAGACUCCUAUGUGGACAUUGCUAAUGCUUGCUGUGCACCCAGGUUUCCUGCACUUGGGGGCAGGAUUGUGAAUGUGGCUCAGAUCAUAGAGUUGGUCAUGACCUGUAUUCUGUAUGUGGUGGUCAGUGGCAACUUGAUGUACAACAGCUUCCCUAACUUGCCAGUCUCCCAGAAAUCAUGGUCCAUCAUUGCUACAGCAGCACUCCUGCCUUGUGCUUUCUUGAAGAACCUCAAGGCUGUCUCCAAGUUUAGCUUGCUCUGCACCUUGGCCCAUUUUGUGAUCAACAUUUUGGUGAUUGCCUACUGUCUCUCCAGAGCCCGUGACUGGGCAUGGGAUAAAGUCAAGUUUUACAUCGAUGUGAAGAAGUUCCCCAUCUCCAUUGGUAUCAUCGUCUUCAGCUACACCUCACAGAUCUUUCUGCCUUCCUUAGAAGGAAACAUGCAGAACCCCAAGGAGUUCCACUGCAUGAUGAACUGGACUCACAUAGCCGCUUGCAUUCUGAAGGGACUCUUUGCCUUGGUAGCUUACCUGACCUGGGCUGAUGAGACAAAAGAAGUCAUCACAGACAACUUGCCGUCUACAAUUAGGGCAGUUGUUAACAUUUUCUUGGUGGCCAAAGCCUUGCUCUCCUACCCACUGCCCUUCUUUGCAGCUGUGGAAGUUCUGGAGAGGUCCCUCUUCCAGGAUGGAAACAGGGCCUUCUUCCCUAACUGCUAUGGGGGUGAUGGGAGGCUCAAAUCCUGGGGGCUCACCCUCAGGUGCGCUCUGGUAAUUUUCACAUUGUUGAUGGCUGUCUAUGUUCCUCAUUUUGCCCUUCUGAUGGGCCUCACAGGGAGCCUCACAGGUGCAGGCCUCUGCUUCCUCCUUCCUAGCCUCUUCCACCUCAAGCUUUUGUGGCGGAAGCUCUUGUGGCACCAUGUCUUCUUUGAUGUGGCCAUUUUUGUAAUAGGUGGUAUAUGCAGUGUGUCUGGAUUCAUUCACUCUUUAGAAGGCCUCAUUGAGGCUUUUAGAACCAAUUCAGAAGACUAGAAGUGUGGACAAAACUGGGUUCCAUUCAAGGGGAAGGGGAGGACUCACACAGAAUAACUGCAUAGCCAAAUGAUCAGUGCAUCACCAUAAAAUAGAAAUGUCAUAUUUUUAGUUCAUUACACCCAACAAAAUAUCACAGAAACCUUAAGCAAAAUUUCCAGAUUAAACACUUGCCCAGUAGACUUUUUAAAUAAACUAAGACUGAAAUAUAUAUAUACAUAUAUAUUUUGUAUUAUUUAGAUAUUAUCAGAGAGGAAAAUAUUUGAGAUAUUUCCCCAUCCUGUUUACUCCAUAGUUUAAACGUUCUAAUCUUUGUAAGGGAGGUAAAAAAAUAUUUGAAAAUAAUGAGAGGUUUCAUGGGAAUAUUUUUGCAAGAGUUAUGCAAAUUCAACCUAAAGGAAAUACAUGGCAGCCCAAUUGCUUUGCAUCAUCAUGCUGGGGCACUGGAGGAAAUAGUCAACCUAAUGCAAGAUCUAAAUCACAUCACCAAGUGGCAGCGAUGGCCAAUGAGGAACCUCUCAAGCUGUAGUGUUUACAUUGUAUAUUUAAAAACCACCAGUGAGGACUGCUUGAUUCUUCCAUACCGACUCAUGUCUGACACCAGCGCUUCCCAUUUUGAUUAAGAUCCUGGCCUCCAGCGGAAAUCAGAGACUCACAGUUCAGUUCUGGAUGAGGUCCUUUUUAUUUCUAAAUUUAGUAAAAAAAAAUGCAAACAACCCCCCCCCCCAAGUUGUUGGAUUUGAAAAGUAUUCUGGAUAUGAAACAAAACACACACAAGAAAAAAAUUUCCAUUCUGUGCAAAUACCAGAUCUGUGGAGCUGUUUCAAAUGUAUGUGUGGUGUAAUUGUGGUAAAAACUAAGAUGACAAAUGUAUAUCAGAAAAAAAACUAUCUUUAAACAUAUAAUGUGGUACAUAAAUAUAUCAAACAAUAAAGAGAAACCAUAUUAACAA
Messenger RNA from Heteronotia binoei (common prickly gecko), 2536 nucleotides. It is a transcript of the gene SLC32A1, whose product is annotated as solute carrier family 32 member 1. Gene Ontology annotation, molecular function: amino acid transmembrane transporter activity. The transcript has 2 exons. The record is from RefSeq and is a predicted model, not a curated record. Gene Ontology annotation, cellular component: vacuolar membrane. Bases 19 to 1584 code for a protein of 521 amino acids. Lineage: Eukaryota; Metazoa; Chordata; Lepidosauria; Squamata; Gekkonidae. Gene Ontology annotation, biological process: amino acid transmembrane transport.